UAGUUCAAGUGAAACAAUCUAUAAUAUAUUUUACAAUAAUCAUUAAUUUGCAGUUAACUUUCAUGCGAAUGCUAAUCUGGUACGUGAUUAUAUUCAGUUCCCUGGGCGCAGAUAUAAAGGCUUAUGCUAAGUCCGCAGAAAAAGCGAAGCUUAAAGGCGACCCUUUGCGGGAAUACAAUGAGGUAUUGCGGAAUUUGAUAAUGAACUGGGAGUCCCCCGUUGUCUUCCUUAGAGAUCGCGGCUUCCUGCCCAGAAAUUAUGAGGAUACGUCGAAAAUCAAGCCGAACAUGGAUGCUCUGGUGCAGAGAAUGGAGAGAGCCAAAAGGGAGCAGGCCGGGGGUAAAGGCGUUAUUCUGAAAAUAAAACCCAGAGAGACGCGACAGGCAAAGAGGCUGAAAAGUUCCACAAGUGAACGAGGCUUUCUGGCCCCUAAGCGUUAUGUGGCUGCCAACAUGGAUCGGUCGGAUGGCAAAGAAAACGAGAUAUCGAAAGCCAAGACCAGGCUUAGUGAACGGGAGGAACAGCUUCUUGCCAUGAAGCAGCGCUUGGAAGAGAUGCAACCGGGAGGAUCAACAGAGGACUUGGAAGGAUAUCGUAGACAGAUCGAAGCAAGCCCAAGUGUCAAGGAUCCGGCCAAGACUUUGCAAAGUUACGACGAAGUGUUGCAGAGAAUGAUUGAAAAGACUAGCCCUCUUGUCAAGCAGCACUUCAGUCCGCACUUUAAAAGUUAUAAAAACGGAUUUGAAGCAGUUCCACCUAUUGACAUGCAACUGGGUCGCGAAGAAGAUAAACUGAUGCCUUCGAUCCCGACCUUUCUGCCGAAUCCAGUAGAUAAACCAGACAUAAAUCUGGCCACAUCCAGUCGAGCUGAGGAACAGAAAAGCAAGGGUGAAGCGGUGGCUAGCAACUUGCCAACGAAAUUAGCUGCGCCCAGGUAUCUGAAUUGGGACAUGAAAAGGGGCCAACUCGAGAGUUUUUCAAGAGUCGAGAAGGAGGAAUAUUUGAACCAGCUGGUCAGAGCAUUCGGGCAAAACCGGGACUCCAAGGACCCAAUAAAAAAAGGGGACAACCCUUAUUCCUUGAAUCGCGGUAUCAAUUCACAUUCGUUAUAUUGAAAUGGUUCAAAAUAUAUGAUAUCCGUUCAAUGAUUCAUAACCCAA
Molecule: messenger RNA, 1160 nt
Organism: Drosophila ficusphila
Lineage: Eukaryota; Metazoa; Arthropoda; Insecta; Diptera; Drosophilidae
Exons: 2
Coding region: 63-1115 (350 amino acids)
Source: RefSeq, a predicted model, not a curated record